Drosophila biarmipes is the source of this 1460-nucleotide messenger RNA. Its product is annotated as L-lactate dehydrogenase B chain. Gene Ontology annotation, biological process: carboxylic acid metabolic process. The coding region runs from base 80 to 1162 and encodes 360 amino acids. Gene Ontology annotation, molecular function: oxidoreductase activity, acting on the CH-OH group of donors, NAD or NADP as acceptor. The record is from RefSeq and is a predicted model, not a curated record. The transcript has a single exon. Lineage: Eukaryota; Metazoa; Arthropoda; Insecta; Diptera; Drosophilidae.
UGAGUACUCCAUUUGAUUAUAAUCAUUAGUACCGACACUUUCGGCCCAAAAUUUAAAAUUUUAAAACAGUUCGAACAAGAUGAUGCGAUUGCUGAAUCGACUCAGUAUGGCAAAUCCCACGGCCAACAGGUGGCGCCAGAAGCCCUUCACCACGAAGCCCGCCAAAUCCUCAUUCUCCAAGUUGAUGAAGCCCAUGAAGGAGUUUAAUCGAAAUCGGAUUCCCAAGAUCAGCGUGGUUGGGGCAGGACAGGUGGGCACGGCGAUCAGCGCGAUGCUUCUGCUCCGUAACCUGACCAAAUACCUGGUCAUCCUGGACAUCAACUACGAGCUGGCAAAAGCGGAGGCCCUAGACUUUCAGCACGGCUCCGCUUUUCUCGGAGACGCUCGUGUGGUGCCCUGCGGCGAUGGAUCCCACUCCAAGGACUCCGAUUUGGUGAUCAUAACGGCGGGAGCCCGGCCAUCCGGCAAGGAUCGUUCCCGGCUGGAAGCAAUGCACAAGACCGUCGAGAUCCUUAAGGAGGCGGUGCCCAAAUUGGUGGAGCUGAGCCCCAAAGCGACCUUCAUAGUCAUCUCGAAUCCCGCUGAUGUGAUGACCUAUGCAGUCCAACGGAUCGGAAAGCUACCCAAGCAUCGUUGCUUCACGACCGGCUGUCAUCUGGACUCGGUGCGGUUCCGCAACCUCAUUGCCAGACGCCUCCAGGUGCCCGCAUCUCAGGUUCAGGGCUACAUGAUCGGGGAGCAUGGCACCAGUGCGGUGCCUGUGUGGUCCUGCGUCUCUGUUGGCGGCAUCCGGCUGAACGACGUUGUCCAGGACCUGGCCUGCGGCGACGAUCCGGAAAAUUGGUGUGAGAUCAUCAAGCAGGUCACCACAUCCGGUAUCGCAGUGGGCAAAGCCAAAGGCUACACCAACUGGGCCAUAGCCCUCACCUGUGCGGAUGUCGUGGAGGCGAUGUGCGGCGGCAGGGGCAAAAUCGCCUCCGUGGGCACGGACAUGCAGGGUAUACAAGGCAUCAAGGAGAACAUUGUUCUCUCCCUCCCCUGUUUGGUCCAAUCGGGUGGCAUUAGUCAUGUGUUCGAGCUUCCCCUCACGGCUGUGGAGCAAGGCAAGUUCGAGGCCUCUGCCAAGGUCCUUCUGGAGGCCCAGUGCUCUCUAAGGUUUUGAAUCAGUACAUACAACAUGUAUGUAUAAGCCUACAUAUAAUCGUGGUGACUCACCGGACCCCGGCGUCGCAAAAACGUAGAGAAGCACGCGGGGAAACCCGCACCCAAUCUCAAGGGAAAAGCAAAAUGUGGAGGAAAGCGAGAGAGUGAAUAGGCAGCCCUUUCCAUCUUUUGCUAGAGGGAGCGGGACGAGAAUUAUGUAUUGUUGACCAACUGUGUGUAAAAGCGAUUCAAAAUUACUUUUCGGCGAUUCUGCGUGCCUGCUAAUAGACAUCUAAGAUUUUGCUAUUUUCCAAAAA